This is a messenger RNA of Thermothielavioides terrestris NRRL 8126, 828 nucleotides long. RefSeq lists its product as uncharacterized. The transcript has a single exon. The record is from RefSeq and is a predicted model, not a curated record. Gene Ontology annotation, molecular function: DNA-binding transcription activator activity, RNA polymerase II-specific; transcription cis-regulatory region binding. NCBI's taxonomy places the organism in Eukaryota, Fungi, Ascomycota, Sordariomycetes, Sordariales, Chaetomiaceae. Gene Ontology annotation, cellular component: RNA polymerase II transcription regulator complex. The coding region runs from base 180 to 740 and encodes 186 amino acids.
GCCGGGAGGGAGUCUUGAGGGCCUUGAUGGCAUGAACGGACUUCUCGGGCCUCCAUCGAGGACCUGGCCGAGGGUGCUUGUCUAGGCGUGGAUACGAAGAUGGGGCCUGUAUCGUUUCUCCUUGUUUCCUUCGCUCGUCCGCCGGCCAAUUCAUCAACCCCUUCUUUCUCUCUCCAACCAUGCGUCCAACGACUAAACUGAGAAUCCGCGCUGCAGGAGCCCAGGAUGCCGCAUCCGAGGACACGGCCGUGGACAAGGCCCAGAUCAGGCGCGUCCAGGUGCGCAAGGCGCAGGCCCGGCACCGGCAGCGCAAGGCCAACUACGUCAAGCAGCUCGAGAUGGACGUGGCCCGCCUCCGCGAGAUGAUCGAGACCGCCGAGCGAGACAGCCAGCUGCUCCUGAACGAGAACAGGGCCAUUCGGGCCCAGAUCGAGGCGGCCGUGCGCAGCAAGUCGCUGCCCUUGUCGCUGGAUCAGCGAGUGUCACUCUUGAAGGACACGCCCCCGCCCUCCCAGCUGAGCAGCGACACGAGGGUGAGCCUGCAGCCAGAUCUCGACGCCGUCACCGUCACGCUCGGCUUCGACGAGAUGCUGAACGCGGCGCGCUUCUACAUCAGCAGCCCGCCGCCAACAUCACACCCACCUUCCCGUCAGGAAAGCCCGCCAGGUCCUGAUACUGCCGACCUUCCAGACCUGACCCCUUCAGAGACGCAAGCAGCCAUCAACUUCAUCCUCGCGUAAGCUCACCCCCCCUUCCCCUCCCCAACCAUUGGUCCGGCGACAGAGCUAACAACCGCGCAAGCCUCGAGCACAUCUGCCGCGGCCACUU